Molecule: messenger RNA, 7357 nt
Organism: Nomia melanderi (Alkali bee)
Lineage: Eukaryota; Metazoa; Arthropoda; Insecta; Hymenoptera; Halictidae
Gene: bif
Product: protein phosphatase 1-binding protein bifocal
Biological process (GO): chemotaxis; neuronal signal transduction
Cellular component (GO): rough endoplasmic reticulum membrane; nuclear membrane
Molecular function (GO): microtubule binding
Source: RefSeq, a predicted model, not a curated record
GAGCGAGAGUAGUCGCGAAGGAAAAGGCUAGGGGGCUAGACGAAGGACGGGGCUGUUGGUUAAAAGAGAAGGGAGCAGUAGCAUAGAGAAGAGAAGGGAGGAGAGUGGAGAAUCAGCGACUGGUCAUGGUGUGCGUGAAACGUGAGGGGGCUGAUCCUCGACACAACACCUGAAAUGCCUGACGAAAGGCACAGCCCUGAGGCUGGUGCAUAGAAGUCGAGCGGAGCGGAUCCAAGCCGGUAGGGAGAGAGGCGAUAUCUCUGUCGAGCAGACAGGCAGCAGGCAGGCAGGCAGGCUGUUAGGCAGGGGCAGGAGCGGAGUGCGAGUGAACGAGCGAGGACGGCCCCGUCGUGCGCUCGCCUUUCGUCGCCGAUUUGUGUGGGUGCGUGUGGCGGGUGCGUGCGUGAGUGCGUGCACACUGGUAGGUACUUUCGAUUUCCAGCGACCGACGGGGUCCGCCGUUCGGUUCGCCGGCCAGGGGACGACAGGACGGCUCUCGGCCCUAGGAAGCGUACGGACGACGAUCUGCCUAACCAUGGAGUGAAAUAGUAGCCGGGUAGUCCAACGUAGUUUACCCGGAGAGUCCUGUCAGUUCAGUGCUUGUAAACGGUCUCGUUUGACCAGUCUCCUCCGAGCGACGAGAGAGGCUUAUCGAUCCGCGGACCGAAACCGGCGAUCUCUCUCCGUCGGAGUGUUCACCGAGCCACCCAGUAGCCACGGCUCAACGGACAGGACUGUCCCCGGCGAGAAGAAUGGAAUAAUAACACGCGUGUGCUCGUUGUCAACGGCCAGCCGGAAACGCGUGUUGUCGCGUAUGUAUAUACAUGUGUCGCAGGCAUCGUCUUAUCGACGAUCGGUCGGCGGCCGCCGUUCACGUCCAUAGUGUCCACGGGAGGUGUUCUCUCGUGAUCGAGCGCGAUGCCCGUGCGUCGUCUCUAAGGGAAAGAUAAACGUUGCCAGUAGCGAAUUCAUAGGCUGCCAGACAGGUAGAGGGACAGAGAAAGAGAAAAGACGAAGGGAGUCGGAAAGCGAGCGAGAGAAUCGCUAAGAGAGGGGGACGGAGAGAGAAAGACAGAGUGAGAGAGUUGUUCGUGGAGAAUCGGCCGCGCGUUUGCGAACGCGCCCAUCGCGCGUCCAACAUGGCUACCGCGAGCAACGCGACGACGGGCAGCGCCGGUGAAUCGAGCGGCAACAAUGUCGCCGUGCCACAGUGGAAAAGGGACUUGAUACAACGGCGCAGACAGCAGAACAAGGUUCUCGCGAGCAACGGUGCGAGCGUGAAGUUAUGUUCAGCUGUGAUCGGCUCGUCCGCGACGCCGGAACCCGCCGCUGACCCGUUGUUGUACAGUCAAGAGCAGUGUGUAGCCGGCAACGUGUCGUCGGCGAGAUCGCGCGCUAACACCGGCGAAGAGAACGCUGUCAACGGUCAUCCGAGUGUCUCGUCUGCUAACGUAGCAAGCGUUGCUGGCAGCGGCGGUGGUAGCGCCGCUGCCGGUGUCGUUGUAUCGUCUUCGCCGUUUCUAUGUAGAGGAACAGCCGGUGGCGCCACCGUCGCCACCGGAACGACCGCCGCUAACAGCCAAGCGGCAGCAGUCGCGUGCAACAUGCGUCUCGAGGCGGAUCUGUCGCUCUGCUCCGACUCGGAGGACGUCGCGAACGGCCCGCUGAGCAAGUCGUCGACGGACACGGAACGAAAAUCGGAACACGGUGACGGGUCCGAGAACGAGGACGCUGCCAAAUUACCCGGUGAGCAAGCGAACAACUCCGGCUGCGAGGAACGCCGCGGAGGAUCCACCUGUAGGACCAGUGGCAACAACAAAUCGGAGAGGGACGUUUUGGCCGAGUUGUCACGUUCCAAAGCGGAAAUGGCGAGAAAUCGGGCGGCCAGCGACGACGGGGAGAGCGACAGCUCAGAGGAGCUGCAGUAUGGGCCAGGUAUCGUGAACAAGUUGAAGAGCAAAUACCUAAAUCUUGCUCUCAGGGAGAUGAACAAGACCCGGGUGACGGUGCAACGGUUCCGGCGAGCAGCCAGCCUCGAGGAUCUGCUCGACUGCGACGACGAGCCUGGCGAGAAGACCGUGAGAAAGUACGCGAAGAGGACGAACGCGGCCGGGACCAAUGCGAAAACCGAGAGAUAUAGGAAUGCGUCGCGCGGUAAUGAAUCGAUGAAACGGGCUAGAAGCGUGGAGACGCUGAUGAGGUAUAAUGGAACUGAGGACAUAAAUAAUAGCCAUGGCCGGGUGGGACAGACGAACGGUUUGAAGCCGGAUCCCGUCAACGAUCAUAUUAUUCUGAUAGAUAGGUCCACCGUGAAGAUCGAGAGUCGGCUGACCGAGUUGGACAGGCCCAAAGCAGUCAACAAGCCGAAGAGGAUCAAGCCGCUCCUGGCGGAGACGGAAAGACCACCGCCGGAUCUAGUCAAGACUACUAUGAGGAUCUUCGAAGGGUCCGCGAAGAAGCUGAGACCUAAAGGCGAGGUCGCGGCGAAGGUGGCUACUUUUAAAACAAUCAACGACACCUUCAAAGCGCAAUCGCAGAAGAAGGUCGUAGCGAAACCACCGGUGCAACCGAAACCUUUCGUGAACGGUAACUCGAGGCCGAUGCCCGGCUCGCCGAAAAAGAUAGUUCUGCCUCAGAAGCCCACUGCUGAGCUGAUCGAAACCCAGAAGGGUCAGGAGGAGUACCACAUCGACGGCGUGAUCACGGAGCCCAUCGUGCAGUCGGUGUCUUCCGUGGUCAGCAAGUUCCAGCAGAUUGAGAAGUCGCAUUCCCCGUCCCCAUCGCCCGAGCCGUCUUUCAAGUUAAAGUUCUCGCCUGCACCUAGUCCGGAGCCCCAACAGAACAAACUAAAAUCCUCCUUGGAAAUAAGCGUCAAGUCCCCGCCCGUGACGCCCGUCCUAUCUCCCAGAAUCGCGUCGCCAAGGUUGCAGAGUCCUUCCUCUCCCAUGAAGGACAUAUUCAGGCAAAGUUCACCACUCCUCCUCAGUCCAUCCUCGCCGAUAAAGGACACGCCUAAACAGACGUCCAGUCCGAUUCAAAAGCUACCGCCAAGUCCCAGCAGGGAGCUGCUGAGACAGAUGUCCGCAUCGGAAACCAUGAAGGUCCCGCGACCGCAGGAGGACGCGUUGUUGAACUGCAGCGCAGAUCACCCGAGACAACAGAUUCCGGAGAGGAUACACAGUCCAACCGAGAAAGAAAAACAGGAUGAACCAAAAGUGCUGAUAGAGGACACCGUGUUUAGCGACGAGGACGCCGAGGAAGUGGUCGACGCGCCAAAGACUAUCUCGAAGACGGCAUUGGAGAACAUCGCGAAGACCGGUGUAACGAUGCAAUUUAGCUUCAGCGAUAAACCAACAGCGAACAAGAGCUACCUGCCCGGGUACACGCAGAACGGGCAGAAGCCAGGUGAUGAGCAGGCGGACGCUCGCAACGAGAAGUCGUCGGAAUCCAGGGGCAAGCCGUUUUUCACCGGGAACGCUUCCGCGAACGCUGUAACGGACCAGGAGGCGGUCUCCAGGCUGCAGGAGAGGCUGGAACCGGACAAGUGCGAUAGAAAGAUCGAGGACACUAAGGAAGACGCGGACGUGGAGGGGGACGCGAGGGGGAACGUCGAUGGCAAGCCGAUCGGAGCGAUCUGCAGCCUAGGUCUGAUCAAAAACAUCACCACCGCUUCCUACCCGCAAACCAACGAGUCGAAAACGAUAAGAUGCCAAAAGACGGCAGAGUCCCCGCCACAAAAGCAAAUCGGCAUCAUCAGACCGUUGGUCUCCACGAAGACACAGCAUCCGCAGCAAAACCUGAGCAACCGGGAACUGGAGAAGAAUCUGAUCAAUCGGGUGAAAAGCAUAGAACAGCCGACCAAGGUUGUGGUCAGCCUGAAGAGUGCCGAUGAGAUUCAGCCAGCAAAGAAGUCCGGGUCAGGCAGCGGUGGCCUGUGGGAGACCAAGCCGUGGAACCAGCAGAACAACACGAUGGUGUUCAAUUUCAGUAACCGGAAGGACGUGCCCGACUACAUCGAGAACGACGGAUUGAUCAUCAAGAGGAAGCGGGAGAAGCCGAAGGUCGGCGACGGUGGCAUUAUAGUGUUGGACGCAACGUUGGACGCGUCGACGACCGACGACGCCGAUUGGGAACUCGCUGGCGGACCACCCUCGCCCUGCGACGUGUCCUUCUUCAACGACAACGUCCUCAUCAACGGCCGCAGCAAUCUUUCGAGGACACCGCGGAAUCACAAGCACCGAAUACAAUUCGACGACACCGCCACCCGGACUUUCGAGUACCCCAGCGAGGCGUCGAUGCUGGAGGGCGAGAGUAGCGUGGAUGGCGAAACUUCCGGUUCCGUCGAGCAAUCAGCCCCGGUCACCAAUAAAACGUCCUCGACCAACUCGACGACGAGCAUGCCGACCCUACUCGGUGGUGGCGGUGGCCUAGCCAGUUACACGCCUAGCAAAGUGGAUUUGGCGUCGGAAGGGUUCGAGCUGGGUGUGACCAGGGCGGUGUGCUCGACGCCGACGCCAGCCUCGACCUCGAUAUCGGCGACAACCGCGCCGUCGACGCAGCAGUGCCAGCCGGAGAACGAUAUCGGCGAGGUGGACUACCUGAAACCAGCGCAAGACGCGGGCGCCUGGGGCUCCGAGACCACCGGCGAUCUUCUCUACUGAAGAGGACACCUAGCUAAGACACCAGGCCAGGACACCUGGGGAUCACGCUUAAGAAACACGGACGAAACCCGCGGGAAGCUCGAAGCCUCGAGACACGAAGAGGAGCUGCCCGAAGUCCGUGAACCGAAAAGACUUGAGAAUCGCGAAAGUAUUUUACUGUCGUUUCGUCUUACUUGUUUUUUUUCUUCCUUCUGCGUAAGAAACGAGCCUUCCACCGAUAGCAGGCGGUCCCUAGAGAGACCCACUGAUGCGCUAAAAGGUUUCUUCUUCGUUCCGGCGCCCGGCGACGAAUUAAUGCUCACGUGUAUCGAUAAGCGAUUACCAUUGCAACCUUUUCCUCUCCCUUUUCUCGCUCCUUCUCUCUCGCAGGAGAGGGAAGAGAGAAAACGCCUCGUUUGGCGGCGCGACGCAAUAACGGGAGGGGGAAAAUCAAAAGCGCCGGGACGAAGCCGUUUCGCGACGCCGGGAAACGCGCCGCGUGUCUCACUCUUUUUUUUUCGUAGGCAAUUAAGCGAGGAAAGAGAAUAUUAACAGUAUCAUUCCAAGUAUAUGCAUUUACUUUGUAUUACUACGAUAACGAAGUGAACAGACUUUUUCCUAAUUAACGAGUAAUCGAAACUGCCAAGGUACGUCAGUGCUUUUCAUUCUUCCUUUCUGUCUUUGUUUUUUCCUUGUUCUUUUUUUUAUAUGAUAUAAUUGUUAAGCACUUUACACGGAGAGCCCAGUGAUCGGUGAACGUUUAUAUUAGGGGCGGGCAGAUGAAAGGAAAAAAGAUGUGAAGAGAAAAAAAAGAGAAAAAAAAUAUACGGAUCAUAUCACGUUUUUUGGCACAUUUUAUAAGAAAAGAAAAAAACCGGGAGAUGUCGAUGACAAUGAAACUGAACGUUUUUUGUAACCUUUUUGAGAUUACUUUAAUCCUAAGCCGUUUACACGUUCGUGCUGCCAGUCAAAAGGCCAGAAUUUUAUGCGAGAUUUUUUAAGGGAAUUACAAAGGGAAAUAAAAUGGAACGAUAGAAUAAGGAGGCGAAGCUUGCUCGAAUGGAAAAGAGCCGAAGAGGAAACGGGAAACACUCGAGUUUAGAUUUGUAAAAGUUUUUGCCAAAGUAGAACGUAAGUCUACUUAGUAUACUUAAUGUAUGUUGUACGAUAAGUGAAAGUUUCUGUCCAGGGAAUAAUAUGUAACAAUUGUAAAUUCCAAAAAAAUCAUUAUUUAUACUGAGGGUAUGCUGUAAACCGUACUAAUAUUUCUUACGAAUGCUCAAUGGUUCGUUCAUACUUCAGUGUAGAUAUACAUUUAUACGCGUGUACGAUCGUGUUCGUUCCGUUUUCGUUUCUUAUUAUUUCGACGAGGACCAAACAAAAAAAAAGAGAAUGUUAAUGAAUAUUGUAAUGUUUCGAGAAAUGUUUUUCUUUGGGGAGGAGAGCCCCGUAUUCGUUUCGAUUAUCAGUGUUAAUUUUAAGGAAAUCAAAUUUUGUACAUACUAAAUUAUUAUCGGCCUCGGAGCAGCUCGGAGUGUUGCUCCUUCGUUCGAUGAGUUCGCGCGAAAAUUGAAUCGCUCCGAGGCCGAUCGUUCUGCGUGUAACUCUUUGUUUCUAUUCGUUGUUUGUAAUUGCGUUCCGAAAUAGUAACACACGUCGAAAUUUCGUGGAACCGCGUUUAAUUGUUUCCUAGUAUGAUUGCGGCAGUAUGGUGGAUUUAAUUAGAACUUUAAUCGCGUGAUCGCGGACUGAUUCAAGAAAAAAGGGCAAAUGUCCGAUACGAUAAUGAUGGUGAUGAUGGUGAUGAUGAUGAUGAUGAUGAUGAUGAUGAUGAUGAUGAUGAUGAUGAUGAUGAUGAUGAUGAUAAUGAUGAUGAUAAUGAUGAUGAUGAUGAUGAUGAUGAUGAUAAUGAUGAUGAUGAUGAUGAUGAGGAUGAUGAUGGUGAUGAUUAUGAUGAUGAGGAUGAUGAUGGUGAUGAUUAUGAUGAUGAUAAACUAACCAGGUGCAUUUAUACACCGAAGCAACAACUGUGUUCCAUUUUUCCGUCGCUGUAUUCUAGAUGCUAAAUAAUUCCGGCUACCAUUCGCGUAUCGCGCAACGUAACGUCGUUUUCUAUUUAAUUACACGUUAGCGUUAAAUCGAUGCUUGAUGGGUCUGUGUCACAGCGUUGCAUUUUACACUGUGAUAUUUUUUUUUGUUAUCUCCUUUAUUCAUUUCCUAGUAUCGACAUACAAUUGCUUCCCAAUCAUUCAUGGAACAGUGCCGUGUCGACCGCUCAGUUUCAAUUACCACAUGUACUGGUUAGAGCGGAGUAAACGAGAUUACGAUCGUGGACACAUACCGUAUUCAGGGUGUCUCGGCUCUUUUAUUUGUUAAUUACCUAUUUCGGUCGAUCUGAUUAAAGCGUCGAUGUAAUCUCGCUGCUCCGGUCGAGGGAACUCCGUAUUAUUUUUGUAAAUUAUCGCUGUACAGUAUGGAAAGGCAUCGUCGUUCAAGCCAAGGAUUAAAGAAGAACAUUAGUAUUAUGCUUUAAGAUUAUUAUUAUUAAUAUUAUUAUUAUUCUCAUUAUUAUUACACUUAUGAUUAUUGUUACGAUUAUCUGAAGCUUGAAUCUACAUUACCUUAUUGAGUAUACUUACCAGUUAGAAGUAUUGUGUGAUGUAUCGUCUGUGUGUUACAAGGUAUUCAAGUAAUAAAAUGAAACAAUUACGCCCGAA